Schistocerca gregaria is the source of this 828-nucleotide messenger RNA. RefSeq lists its product as uncharacterized. The record is from RefSeq and is a predicted model, not a curated record. Bases 130 to 786 code for a protein of 218 amino acids. Gene Ontology annotation, molecular function: protein binding. The transcript has 4 exons. NCBI's taxonomy places the organism in Eukaryota, Metazoa, Arthropoda, Insecta, Orthoptera, Acrididae.
CACAUGGCAGCGCUGUCUAGAGUGAGAUGACGUCAUCACACGCGACUGUAGUAUAAGAGAUGUGUCGGCCGGAGCGCUCGCCAUUUGCUCGUUGACUGUGGAGUGCAUCAGUAGUAGUCGAACGUAGCUAUGGAGCCAUUCUACUCGCUGCUGUGUUUCGUGGGACUGUCGAGUGUUUGUUCAAGCAAUGGAGCUUUGGACAUCAUUGGGAUGCUGUCAGCAGAGAUAGCCGUGAUGAUUCUCAGGCUUGUAAUGACGGUCAUCUUGAAUCGCACGCUCAGCUCAGGUGACCAGUACGGGUGCUGCUCUUCACAUUCGUGUGUGUGUGUGUGGGGGGGGGGGGGGGGGAUCACCAUGAGAGAGGCUAGCAAGCUUGGAGCUUUCCUCACAUGGAAGCUGGACGGCCCUUCGCUGUUGGCAGCAAGUGAAGUCAGCUCUCGCUGGCUGAGCCUCGUCCAGUCGGACUGUGUGCUGGGGCGUAGGCUAAGGAGACAGAAGAAGAUCGAGAGGCGCCUUCGCGAGGCCCGGGUGUUCGCUGUCGGCUGCCAGCCGCUGAGGACACCGCACGCCGUGCAGGAACCACUCGCAGGACGGAACGGGCGAUUCACCACCCCAAGACCCGACAAUGGUGUGCAGCUGUUAGCGGCGCCUCUAGGGGUGCACAAAGCCGUCAAGAGGAAGAGCUCCUGCACCCUGCAGUCGGCCAAGCAGAGGUUUGCAGCGGAUCGUCGUGUUGUGAAGUCAGACGUCACGGUGCAGACUGUGAGGAAGUCUAUGAGGCUCUGACAACUCUGUAUUCUAUUUGGCCAAUAAAGUCUCUUAACCAAA